CGCCGCGAUGCACCUGAAGAAGUACCUGCGGAAGUGCCUGCACCGGCUGCAGAAGGGCCCGGGCUACACGUACAAGGAGCUGCUGGUGUGGUACUGCAACAACACCAACACCCACGGCCCCAAGCGCAUCAUCUGCGAGGGGCCCAAGAAAAAGGCCAUGUGGUUCCUGAUCACGCUGCUCUUCACCUCCCUGGUCUGCUGGCAGUGGGGCGUCUUCAUCAGGACCUACCUGAGCUGGGAGGUCAGCGUGUCCCUCUCCAUCGGCUUCAAGACCAUGGACUUCCCCGCCGUCACCAUCUGCAAUGCCAGCCCCUUCCAGUAUUCCAAAGUCAAGCAUUUGCUGAAGGAUCUGGAUGAGCUCAUGGAAGCGGUCCUGGAGAGGAUCCUGGCUCCCGAGCAGAGCUACACCAACGCCACUAGGACUCUGAACGUCACCAUCUGGAACGACACGCCGCUGGUUCUGAUCGACGAGCGGGACCCCCACCGCCCGGUGGUCCUUGACCUCUUUGGGGAUGUCCACCAUGGCUCAGCAAGCAGCAGCCCAGCGCCAGAAAGGACCUGCACUGCCCAGGGGUGCAAAGUGGCCAUGAGACUAUGCAGCCUCAACGGGACCGUGUGCACUUUCCGGAACUUCACCAGCGCCACCCAGGCCGUGACGGAGUGGUACCUCCUGCAGGCCACCAACAUCUUCUCGCACGUGCCCAGGCAUGAGCUGGUGGAGAUGGGCUACCCCGCCGAGCGGCUGAUCCUGGCCUGCCUGUUCGGGCCCGAGCCCUGCAACUACAGGAACUUUACAUCCAUCUUCCACCCGGAUUAUGGCAACUGCUACAUCUUCAACUGGGGCAUGACAGAGAAGGCACUCCCUUCGGCCAACCCCGGAGCUGAGUUUGGCCUGAAGCUGAUCCUGGACAUAGGCCAGGAGGACUACGUGCCCUUCCUCACGUCCACGGCCGGUGCCCGCCUGCUGCUUCAUGGGCAGAGGUCCUACCCCUUCAUCAAAGACGAGGGCAUCUACGCCAUGUCAGGGACAGAGACAUCCAUCGGGGUGCUGGUGGACAAGCUGGAGCGCAAGGGGGAGCCCUACAGCCAGUGCACCAUGAACGGCUCUGACGUCCCUGUACGGAACCUCUACAGCGACUACAACACGACCUACUCUAUCCAGGCCUGUAUUCGCUCCUGCUUCCAAGAGCACAUGAUCCAGAAUUGCAGCUGUGCCCACUUCCUGUACCCACUGCCCCACGGGGAGAGAUACUGCAACAACCGCGAGUUCCCAGACUGGGCCUAUUGUUACUCACACCUGCGCAUGAGUGUGGCCCAGAGGGAAACCUGCAUCAACAUGUGCAAGGAGUCCUGCAAUGACACCCAGUACAAGAUGACCAUCUCCAUGGCCGACUGGCCUUCUGAGGCGUCUGAGGAUUGGAUUUUCCACGUCCUGUCUCAGGAGCGGGACCAAAGCACCAAUAUCACUUUGAGCAGGAAGGGAGUUGUCAAGCUCAACAUCUACUUCCAAGAAUUCAACUAUCGCACCAUUGAGGAGUCAGCAGCCAAUAACAUUGUUUGGCUGCUCUCAAACCUGGGCGGCCAGUUUGGCUUCUGGAUGGGGGGCUCGGUGCUGUGCCUCAUCGAAUUCGGAGAGAUCCUCAUCGACUUUGUGUGGAUCACUGUCAUCAAGCUGGUGGCCUUCGCCAAGAGCCUGCGGCAGAGGCGGGCCCAGGCUCGCUAUGCGGGCCCGCCGCCCACCGUGGCUGAGCUGGUGGAGGCUCACACCAACUUUGGCUUCCAGCCUGAUGUGGCCAGGCCUGGCCCCGACCCCGGGACCUACCCUGAUGAGCAGACCCUGCCCAUCCCGGGCACCCCACCUCCCAACUAUGACUCCCUCCGUCUGCAGCCGCUGGACGUCAUCGAGUCUGACAGUGAGGGCGAUGCCAUCUAGACCUGGGGAGCCCAGAACUCAGACCCAAGAAGCCGGAUUCAUGGCCUCGGGCUUCACUUCGGGGUGCAAUCUCCAAAGGGCCAGGAUGAUGGGAAUCCGAGGCCACAGUCUAUGUGUAUCCCUCUCCAGAGAGACCAGCAGCUCCUGGCCAGUCCCAGGCCAAGGGCUCUGUAGGGUCACGGUGCCGGUAUGGAUGUGGGUAAAGUGUACUCAUUUGGUUCCUGCCCACACCCCCAACCUGACCUGAUCCUUGGCUGGGACAUCCCCAGCUUGGCUCCGGAAAGCCUGGAACACUGUGCCCCACAAACAGGCUAGUUUUUCCCAGUGCCAGUCACCGUCUGCUCUCGAGACAAAGAGCCAGGCAUGCUGUGCUGUCUGUCCUCAGAACCUUUCCAUCCUGGCCUUGGCAGGCCUCUGCCAAUGGGUUUAGUGAAGGCAGCAACUGUGGAGAGCAGGAAGAGCAUCAGGCCCAGGGGCGGGGUUGGGGGACCUGCUGCCAGGUCCUAGAAAAUAAAAGUUCUAGAAAAUAAAAGUAGAACACACAGAG
Messenger RNA from Callorhinus ursinus (northern fur seal), 2480 nucleotides. RefSeq names its product sodium channel epithelial 1 subunit beta (gene SCNN1B). Gene Ontology annotation, biological process: sodium ion transmembrane transport. Gene Ontology annotation, cellular component: plasma membrane; sodium channel complex. Gene Ontology annotation, molecular function: ligand-gated sodium channel activity. Lineage: Eukaryota; Metazoa; Chordata; Mammalia; Carnivora; Otariidae. The record is from RefSeq and is a predicted model, not a curated record.